ACUAGGCUCCUCUAAAUAAAGAAGCAGGCGUCCAGUUUCCUGCAACUAAAACAUGUCAUGUAUCCAGAGAAACUGGAUUGCAAACCUUUCCUUUUGGGUCCACUUCCUUAAUAUCCAGGCGUUCUGCUAUGGUAGAAAUCCUCCACCGGGCAGAUUUUUCUUUCCAGACAAGAGGCAAGAUAAUUUUAUCAAAACAUUGCAAGAAUACCAAGUGGUCAGUCCAGCAAAAGUCAAUUCGGAUGGUCAUUUUCUCUCCUACAGUUUAGACCAUCAUGCCUCUAAUGUCAGGAGGAAAAGGGACUUCCGGAGAAAGGAGAACAGAGUUUAUUAUAAAAUUAAGCACAAGGAGAAAGAUCUCUUCUUUAACUUGACCCUCCAUCAAGGGUUGCUAUCCAAUAAUUAUAUUCUGGAAAGGCGAUAUGGCAACUACACUGAUGCAAAGAUCGUACCUCAUCUAGGAACUUCAUGUCAUCUUGUUGGGACAGUAUUUCAGACAAAUUCCAGGAAUGGGAGGGCAGCGAUCAGCACGUGCAAUGGGCUAACUGGAUACUUCCAUCUGCCUGAUGGAGACUACUUCAUUGAACCAGUGAAGAAAUAUCAAUUGGAAGAAUGGGCUUAUCAUCCACAUAUAAUCUAUAGGACAAACAUCUUUCAGAAGAGUUUGAGGAAACGGCGAGACACCAGUAUGAAGAAGAAACAUACUUGUGGAGUGAAUGAAACUUUGAACUUUUUCAAACAGCAAGAGCUUCGGCGGGAGAAAUGGGAAAGGAGCCGGAUGAUGGUCAAAGCAACUUCCAGGCGCUCCAUCAGCAAAGAACGAUGGGUGGAGACUCUGGUGGUCGCCGACAGCAAGAUGAUUGAAUAUCAUGGAAGUGAGAAUGUGGAAGCCUAUAUCCUCACCAUCAUAAACAUGGUGGCGGGGUUGUUCCACGAUCCGAGCAUUGGAAAUGCAAUCCAUAUUGUGCUGGUUCGUCUUAUUCUUCUCGAGGAAGAGGAGCAAGGACUGAAAAUAGUUCACCAUGCAGAUAAGACACUAGCCAGUUUUUGUAAAUGGCAAAAGAGUAUCAAUCCCAAAACGGAUGCCAACCCAUUGCACCAUGAUGUGGCUGUGCUUCUGACCAGAAAAGACAUUUGCGCUGGCAUGAAUCGUCCAUGUGAAACGCUAGGUUUGUCCCAUCUCUCUGGAAUGUGCCAACCUCAUCGGAGCUGUAAUAUCAACGAAGACUCUGGCCUACCUUUGGCAUUCACAAUUGCACAUGAACUCGGACACAGUUUUGGUAUCCAGCAUGAUGGAAAGGAGAAUGACUGUGAGCCAGUAGGAAGACGCCCGUACAUCAUGUCCCGGCAACUACAGUAUGACCCCACUCCGCUCACCUGGUCACGAUGCAGCAAGGAAUACAUCACACGUUUCCUAGACCGAGGAUGGGGCUUUUGCCUGGAUGAUGUUCCAAAGAAGAAAGAUCUAAAGCCACCUUUCAUUGCACCUGGAGUGAUUUAUGAUGUGCACCACCAGUGCCAGUUACAAUAUGGACCCAAUGCAACGUUCUGCGAUCAAGUGGAUAAUAUUUGCCAGACACUAUGGUGCUCCGUGAAAGGAUCCUGUCGGUCAAAACUGGAUGCGGCAGCAGAUGGAACAAGAUGCGGAGAGAAUAAGUGGUGCUUCUCAGGUGAGUGUAUAACAGUUGGCAAGAGUCCUGAAGCAGUUAAUGGUGGAUGGGGAUCGUGGUCGUCCUGGUCACACUGUACGCGGACAUGUGGAGCUGGCAUUCAGACUGCUGAGAGACAGUGCAGCAACCCAGAACCACAGUUUGGAGGGAAGUAUUGCACAGGAGAGAGAAAGCGCUAUCGUAUGUGCAACAUUAAACUGUGUCCCAGGGCUAUGCCAAACUUUCGUCAAAUGCAGUGCAGUGAGUUCAAUACAGUUGCCUACAAAAAUGAAUUCUACCAGUGGACUCCAAUCUAUAACACAGCUAACCCUUGUGAGCUAUAUUGCCGCCCUGAAAACAACCACUUCUCAGAGAAAAUGCUUGAUGCUGUUAUUGAUGGUACACCUUGUUUUGAAGGAAACAACAGCAGAGACGUCUGUAUUAAUGGCAUGUGUAAGACUGUUGGCUGUGAUUAUGAGAUAAAUUCCAAUGCUACUGAAGACCAGUGUGGAGUUUGCCUCGGAGAUGGUUCCUCUUGCCAGACUGUGAAGAUAACAUUCAAUCAAAGUGAAGGAUUCGGUUAUGUGGAUAUUGGCCUGAUUCCAAAAGGCGCGAGGAACAUCAAGGUGAUCGAAGUGGCAGAAGCAGGGAACUUCCUUGCAUUACGGAGCAAAGACCCAGAAAAAUAUUACCUAAAUGGAGGGUUUAUUAUCCAGUGGAAUGGAGACUACAAAGUGGCAGGAACAGUAUUCCAAUAUGAGAGGGAAGGAGACCUGGAAAACAUCACUGCUCCUGGACCCACUAACGAAUCACUGUGGCUGCAGCUCCUUUUUCAGGAGAAUAACCCUGGCAUUAAGUAUGAAUAUACUGUCCGGAAAGACUGGAGCUUUGAGAAUGAAGUGGAAGAGCUGGAGUACUUCUGGCAAUACGGAAGCUGGACAGGUUGCAGCGUGACAUGUGGCAGAGGUCUCCAACGGCAGACUGCCCGCUGUGUGAAAAAGGGGAGAGGUGUGGUGAAAAAUGUAUUUUGUGAUCCAGAAACACAACCAAAUGGAAAACAAAAGAAGUGCAUUGAAAAGGACUGCCCGCCAAGAUGGUGGGCAGGUGAAUGGCAGAAGUGUUCAACCACCUGCGGCCCUACAGGAGAGAAGAAACGAACUGUCCUUUGUGUCCAGACAUUGGGGCUUGAUGAGCAAGCUUUGCCCGCUGAGGAAUGCCAACAUCUGUUCAAACCAAAGACUCUCCUUUCAUGCAACAGAGAUAUCCUGUGCCCAUCUGACUGGACAGUCAGCAACUGGACUGAAUGUACAGUAACCUGUGGUGGAGGAAUACGGACCCGUAACAUCACUUGUACAAAGAACAAUGGGGAACCUUGUGAUAUUACAAGGAAACCUCAUUCUAAAGCUCUGUGUGGUCUCCAGCAGUGUCCGUCGGCCAGAAGAUUCCUAAUGCCCCAUUUCAAAUUUCUUGGUGGAAAGAUUAUCGGGAGAAUGGGACCUAAUUCUAGAAGAGGUCCUGUAGACAAGUUGCCCACCAUGAAACCAAAUGAAAUAAUCCAGAUAACAACAGAAGUACCUGAGCCCAGAAAUGUCACAUCAAUACCUACAUCGUUUAGUCUUAUAAACGCUUCCCAAGAAGACCUGGAAGCAAAAAUAUUACAAAGUAAUUCCAGUAGCUCAAGCAUUCCCAGGAAUUAUUCCGAUGUAUUUAAUGGCAUCAGUUCACACCAAAAUAGCACUUUGGGGCCCAUCAGAAAUAGCUAUAGAGUCCCAAAUUUUACAAAUGCAGGGAACGUAUCUGACAUACAACCAUACAAUUCUUCCAAAGGUAGUCUAAUAAACAGAGACUCCUUUACUAGUAACCCUAUGCCUUGGGCUGUAACCCCAAGCUCUAAUUACUUAACUGAAGUAUCUGAUGCAGUAUUUAACAGUACCGGUGAAGGAACUAAAGACAAAGCCAAGAAUGAGUUGCCAACAAAAGAAUCCCCUACCAUCACCAGCAAGACCUUGAAAAUCUUGCCAACAACUUAUCCGGGCACUUUUACCCAGGUUUCUGCUAGUCCAGUACGGGUUUCCUUGGCAACAGUAGGCCUCAGCCUUAGUAUACAAACUCCUACACCUGCAAUCAGAGUCCCUAUUACUGUGCCACCAGCACUCUUAGAUGACAUAUUAAGAGUCAAGAAUGCAAACGGAACAAAAGCUACGCUCUCCAUCGAUGAAACAUCCACUCAGCCCACAGAAAAUCUAUUUUUGUCAUACACCAACGUGCCAAAGAACAGGGAUGAUGUUUCCAAGCCAGAUCAUCCUGGAGAGCCUGGAAAUUCACAUACUGGAGCCUACUGGAUGCCAGGGGGCUGGAGUGAGUGUUCCACAACGUGUGGCAUGGGGGCUUUCUGGAGAAUUGUGGAAUGCAGCACCAAGAAUGAAUCUGACUGCCAACACAUUCAAAAGCCUGAUCCAGCAAGGAGGUGCUACCUCCGACCUUGUGCCCAGUGGAAAGCUGGAGAAUGGAGCAAGUGCUCCUCCAACUGUGGAGGUGGUUUCAAGACCCGCGAUGCUCAGUGCAUAGACGUUCGUGACAACAGAAUUCUGAGGCCAUUUCACUGUCAAUUAGUAGAACACAAGCCACAACUGAGCAUUAGUUGUAAUGCAGAGCCGUGCUUGGAGUGGCAUGUGGAGCCCUGGAAUGAGUGCUCUGUUUCAUGUGGUGGAGGUGUACAGCAAAGAGCAGUAAAGUGCAUCAGUAUGGAAAAUAACACAGUGAAGGAGGAGAGCUUGUGUGAGCAGGAGACCAAACCUUUAGACUCCCAGAAAUGCAACCUACAAGAGUGCAUGAGAAUAUCAGGUUUGCCUUGCAGCAAGGACAGAUUGUCAGCCAAUUUCUGUGAACGAGUAAAGGCUGUUGGCAAGUGUUCUAUGCCAUCAGUGCAGAAUCAAUGCUGCUCCACAUGCAAGAGACCCUCGACUGUCAACAAGAGACCUCGGAAUGGCUCAAGCCUGAAACCGUAAUGUGAAUUAGAACUAAGAUUGCCAAAUCAGAAUUCAAGACUAAAGGAUGCUAUAAAAUUUUAGCACCUCGCCUUCCAAAGUGGAACUAUAAUUCAGUGGCCAUUUCAACCUUUCCAACCCAGGACAUCCCCCAUCCUCCAUCCAACUUUUGCAACAUAGGACUCGUUUGGAAAUUUGUGUAUUGCAUUAUUUUUACAUUUAUGAUACAUGACUAUCUUCCUCUGUCUGUGUUUCUCCUCCUCAUCCCUUUCAAAAGAUAGAUUUGAUAUGACGUAUUUGACCUACCUUAUGUCAGGUACGAUUCACCAAAUAGCUUGUUUUAGAGACAACACCAGUUGAAUCCCUUCAUCCCAAUUCAUUGAAGGAGAGCUGCAUGUGGUUUCUGUGCAUGUGACUGAUGCAAACAUAGAAGUGCAUCUGGAUCCACAUCACAGUGGUCAUCCAAGCACCAUUGGACUACUGGGAAUGUGUAUUGAGCGUGUGUAUUGAUUGAUCACACACAGGACUAGUUAUGUGCAGCUGAAUCUGGAUUGGGGUUCUUGGCUCUAAUGUUUCUUAAUUCUGUGUGGCUGUAAUAUUUUGGGACAGUGAACAAUGCUUUGAACUAAGUAACAUGUUUUGAAAAAAUAAGGCAGAAAAGAGAAAUCUAAUCAAAGUCAGUAGCAUGUUAGAUUUAGUCUAAAAAUUAUCCAGGUGCCAUCUUUCCCCUCAAACCACCCAGCACUGGCAAAAUGAAGAACUGUAGAAAUCCAGAUGAACCCAUAAUCUGCUCUCCAAGGUCUUGGGCUUUCUGCUGCUAUCAGAAGUCCUUUAACUUGAGAUGCCGGGAGCUGAACCUGGGACCUUAUGCAUGCAAGCCAUGUGCUUGACUACUGAGCAAUGCUUUCUCCCUUCAUGCCAUGCACCUAAAGGGGACAUGAUACAGAUAAACGCAUGCUACAGCGAGAGCCAAACUCGAUGACAAGAGAUUUAUGAUCAGAUGUCCCAUCUUUACAUUUUUGUUAAAAAAAAAUUUAAAAAGCUACUGGGGGUGAGUCGGGGAUUCAGAUCAUAACUGCAGCAUGGGGAGAAAGGGGUUAACUUCCCUAGCACCACGCCCCUCCCCGUUCCAAUCUGAAGGUAUGCCCCCUCUACCGAACGUUAACAGCUGCUGUAUAAAGAAAUGAGAGCUUCAGUCCUGAAUCUCGUUCAUCUUAUCUAGUUUGGUCCCAAGACUAAAGAUAACCUCAUUCACAGUACACUUCUGAACCCAAUUAUUUUCUACAAAUGAUAGUCCUGCUAAUCCUGGGACUCCCUGUGAGGCGAUAAGCCUCAACGCAGAAUCUGAAACAUGAAAUCCUUCAAGAUUCUUACCUUCACCAGACAUCACUGGAAAUUCUGUAGGCAAAGAGUUGCAAAUCUUGUCUUAUGUAGGAAGCAUUAAUAGAGAACAUAAAGUAAAGUGUGCUGUCAAGUUGAUUUCAACUCCUGGUGCCCACAGAGCCCUGUGGUUUUCUUUGGUAGAAUACAGGAGGGGUUUACCAUUGCUGCCAUCCGCGCAGUUUGAGAUGAUGCCUUUCAGCAUCUUCCUAUAUCUCUACUGCCCAAUAUAGUACCAGCGGGGAUUUGAACCAGCAACCUUCUGCUUGUUAGUCAAGCAUUUCCUCGCUGUGCCACUUAAGGUGACUAAUAGAGAACAUACUCUAAAUUAAUUCAGCUGCUGAUAAAUAUGGUGCUAUUAUACCAUGGUGCUACUCCUUGCAUGGUGCCUAAAAAUAUUGUACAGUUUGUAGAUGUGUUUUUAACCUCAUCCGUGCUGAAACUAUGCCUAGGCAGGGGAUUGCUGUGCAAUGCCUACCAUAAUGCUUCUCAAAUGUUAUAUGGCAUGGGUUCUCAAACGUGGGCCCUUGGAUGAUGUUGGACAGCUCCCAUCACUCCCUGCCACAGCCAAAUAACAUAGUGGCUAAGGAUGAUGGGAGUUGUAGUUCAAAAACAUGCAGAGAUUAUAUCGCUUUUCUAAAACUGCUUUGAUUUGUAAAAUAAGAAUAUUUUAUCACCCCUUAUGAGAAUAAAAAUUAUAUCUGCUGCUUUCAUGUUGAAAAGAA
Hemicordylus capensis (graceful crag lizard) is the source of this 6738-nucleotide messenger RNA. RefSeq names its product ADAM metallopeptidase with thrombospondin type 1 motif 12 (gene ADAMTS12). Gene Ontology annotation, molecular function: metalloendopeptidase activity. The coding region runs from base 53 to 4654 and encodes 1533 amino acids. Gene Ontology annotation, biological process: extracellular matrix organization; proteolysis. The record is from RefSeq and is a predicted model, not a curated record. Lineage: Eukaryota; Metazoa; Chordata; Lepidosauria; Squamata; Cordylidae. The transcript has 23 exons. Gene Ontology annotation, cellular component: extracellular matrix.